Dibothriocephalus latus is the source of this 558-nucleotide messenger RNA. NCBI's taxonomy places the organism in Eukaryota, Metazoa, Platyhelminthes, Cestoda, Diphyllobothriidea, Diphyllobothriidae. The record is from the annotation of a GenBank genome assembly.
GCACUUCUGCGUUCGAGCUCUACUCCUUUUCGCGGCCUAGCUGUCCGCAACCUUUCGCUGGCUACGCGCUCAGCCCCUUCCUCUCUUCUUCGCUCUACUCCUGUCCUUUCUGCGUGCAAAAAUGGAGCGGGGAGCACUAGUCAAGAGGUGCAAGAUACGGCCCAGACUGAAAUGCAGCAGUACUGGCAAAAGAACAUUGGCCUGAAGCGCCCAUGGUCUCCACAUCUGACAAUUUAUCACCCACCACUUGUCAUGCGGAAUUCCUUCAUGCACCGCGCCACUGUUUGGGCGUCGGCUGGCUGCGCCGGUUUCUGGUACACUGGCAAUUUUGAUGCCAUGCUUGACUAUGUCAACAGCUACCAUCUCGGUCCGUAUGUUCUCGGUAGUUGCAAGUUCAUUUUGUGCUAUCCCCUGGUGUACCACUACCUCAACGGAAUGAGACACCUGGCAUGGGAUUAUGCCAUCGGUUUCGAUAUGAAAACAGUGAACACCACUGGAAUGACCGUCUUCGUGCUUUCUGUUCUAGUCGCUCUCGGUCUCGCAUCGAUCAAACUCUGA